AUGAAUACAUUCGACUCAUCGGCACCCCCGCCGACAGGCCCCUCCAGCUCUGCAGCAAUGCAAAACACACAGUCACACACCUCCAGUGCAGAAUCCUCCAUGUCGUCGUCCCUCGGCAGCAGCCGGUCCCACGCGAGCUCCUCCCGAAACCGUGCGUCACACGCAAACUCACUUCACACCUCAUCCCAAACCGAGUCCACCCCGAUCAACACACCCGACCCCUCCAGACGCAACUACCAAACAACAGAGCAAUCCGCCAGCUCCCAAAUCAAAGACGCACCCAAUAACGGACCGGCUAUAAACGAACCGCAACAGACGAAUCAAGAUGCGACUCCCGAGUCUAGGCAGUCCUGGUACGGCCAGUUCGCAGAUCGCUACGGUAGCAUCGAGCUCGAGAACAAGGGAAGCGUAGCACGCGAUCACCUCGCACUAGAGCGCACAUUUUUAGCGUGGAUGCGCACCUCGUUAGCCUUUGCUUCCAUCGGCAUCGCGGUGACACAGCUCUUUCGUCUCAACAGUGCUUCCUCAGACGCACAAUCCCACAACUUCGACUCGUCAUACAGUGCCCAGUCCGGCAUUCUUCCACCCGGAAUUAACCCAAGCUAUGAUUCGGCCGCAUUCCAUACAUCCUCUGCUUCGGCGCGUCUCCGCAGUGUAGGCAAGCCCCUCGGCUCGACGUUCAUUGGUGUUUCCAUUCUCAUUCUGAUAGUCGGCUUUCAUCGCUAUUUCGAGAGCCAGUAUUGGAUUAUUCGCGGCAAGUUCCCUGCUAGUCGGGGUAGUGUCGCUCUUACGGCCUUUGUGGCUGCUGCGCUAAUCGUCGCUGCUCUCGCGGUCAUUUUGGCCGUUUCGCCCGGCGCUGUUGAGGGCUAG
This is a messenger RNA of Penicillium brevicompactum, 870 nucleotides long. RefSeq lists its product as uncharacterized. Bases 1 to 870 code for a protein of 289 amino acids. Lineage: Eukaryota; Fungi; Ascomycota; Eurotiomycetes; Eurotiales; Aspergillaceae. The transcript is spliced from 2 exons. The record is from RefSeq and is a predicted model, not a curated record.